This is a messenger RNA of Plasmopara halstedii, 4455 nucleotides long. Its product is annotated as Cholesterol transport protein (Niemann-Pick C disease protein). Lineage: Eukaryota; Oomycota; Peronosporomycetes; Peronosporales; Peronosporaceae. Gene Ontology annotation, cellular component: membrane. The record is from RefSeq and is a predicted model, not a curated record. The transcript has a single exon. The coding region runs from base 1 to 4455 and encodes 1484 amino acids.
AUGUGGUUGUUUGGAGCCAUAAGUUUGGCCAUUGCAACGCCAUGUUUUCGCUCAUGGCUUGAAACGUUAUUUGCUGAACUAACAAUUGUAUUUUUUACUUAUUUACAUAUUGUUUCACUUCUUCUUUUCCUUGUGCUUCUUCUAGCUCUUGCUUUUCAUGGUCGUGAAUAUCUGACGAAAUAUGAAUUUCCAAUCACAACUUCGACCACAUUUCGAACAACAAACUUUGCGUACAUUCAAUCGAUUCGUAAUCUUCGACUUGCGAUGUUGCCAAUUAUCACAAGUGUUGUUGUAUGUGGAGAAUAUGAAAAUGUUCGUACACUUCAGAGUGAUAUGAAUACUACAAUGAUGUUCUUUGAGGAUGAAAUGAUACCAUGUAGAUAUUCAAUUGGAUUGAAUUGUCUUGAUAAUGUCACGAAUCUUUCGAUAUUUGGAGAUUUGAAACGAGAAAGAAAUUCGUGUAUUACAUUUGAUACAAAGGAUGGAAGUCAAAUAAAUGAAAAGACAAUGGAUGUACAAUAUUUUCCUAUUCAAGUUCAUGAAGCAUUUCAACAAGGUUAUAACAAUAAGUUUUCAACUUGGAAUGAAACGAUGCAGACACAAUUUCAAUUGGAUUGUUCACUUUUAUAUUCUCAAACGAUUAUUAAUGAUCGAAAUGAAUUAUUGUGUUGUACGGAGAAACAAUUUGAACGUUUAAGUGCACAAUUUCGUCAUUAUGAAGGAAAUUGUACAUCAUGUAUGGAAAAUAUACGAAAUUUGUGGUGUCAAGUCACGUGCAAUCCAAGUAACAGUUUAUUUCUAGAUGUGAAUCAAGUGCGAGUUAAUAAAGAAGAGUUGAAACCUCAAGAUCAAGUGAUUCCAACGAUUGAAGAAAUGACGUUUUAUGUUGGUAAGAAUAUGGUACAGAAUCUUUACGAAUCAUGUGAAGCAGAUCCUGACUCAAUGGAACGAUUGUGUCCUUCCAAUACACAAAAUUGUACAACUUCUCACUUGUUUGAACAACUUGGUGCUUACAAUUCAAAUAUCAUCACAUCAUAUGUAAAUUUUAAAACAAUGGAACAACUUACACCAAAAGAACAAGAGACAAGAAUUUGUCAUUGUGAUCUUAACAAUCCAAGUGAUUGUAUUGAACCAUCUAAUCUGUACUUUCAAUCUUGUAUUGGUUCAUGCAAUUCUUCAUGUUCAAAUGAUCGACAAAUAUACGAACGAAUUUGUUAUCAUGCAAACGAUACAUUGACUUCAUUGAGUACAAUAAAUGAAUUGAAUCUAAGUGAGAAGAUUCGAAAGUUUUCAACUGACAUGUCAAGACGUCAGAGAAGUCGAAAGUUGAGAAUUUGGCUAUAUAUUAUUGGAUUUGUUACAAUAAUUUUAUUCGUUGCUAGUCUCGUAUAUCUUCUUCAUGAUCACAAAACGACAGAUUCUUCUACAUUUCAUGAUUAUGAAAGAAUGGAAUUGUUGUCAAUACUUAAGUCAAAUGAAGAUCAACCAAUUUCAAAGUGGGAUGCAUGGAUUACACAGCAAAUGAAACAAUAUGGCGAUUUUAUUGCUAUGGGAAAUCAUCCUUUCUACAUGAUCUUUCUAUCUGUAUUCUUUCUUCUUGUGACAACAAGUGGUUUAUUCUAUCUAGAAAUUGAACACAAUCCAUUAACAUUGUAUGUUUCUGAAAGUAGUAAAGAUUAUCAAGAAUCGAAUCGAUUUCGUGAGAAAUUUGGACCAUUAGAUCGAAUUGAACGCUUGAUAUUUGUAUCAAAAGAUGGUGGUUCAAUCACUCGCACAGCUUAUUUAAAAGAAGCAAUUCGAUUACAACAAGUCAUUGCAUUUGAAAUUACUUCAAACAAUCAAACAUUACAAGAUUUCUGUAUCCAAGAUUCCCAAUAUUCAGGAUGUCAAAUCAAUGCCAUAACACAAUAUUUUCAAAACAAGAUGGAACAUUUUCAAAUCUACGAAACCUACGAUCUCGUUUACGAGCAUUUUCAACAUUGUGUCGAUGCUCCAAAUGAAGCUGAUGUGAGAGUUUGUACUCAGUUGAAAGAGAAUUUCAAUGUUUCUUUACCAACGACCAUGAACGACUGUCCGUGUGUAUCAUCUUUUGGUGAACCUAUGACGAAAUUUGAAGAAUAUGUAAGUUCUUCAAACAUAACUUUUAACUCAAUGGACAAUGUUCAAUUGUAUCUUGAACAAGCAACAGCUUUACUUUCGACAAUAUCAAUCAAGAAUUUUAACAAUCAAAGUGAGAAUCACGAUGCUAUUUCAUGGGAACGAACUUUUCUUACUCGAAUGGAACUUGAAGCAAAAACAAAUGAUUUGUUUGAUAUUUACUAUAGUGCAGAGAUAUCCGACAAUGAUGAAUUUGUCGCUGCUUCAAAUCUCAAGACAAUUAUGAAAAUUUUUACUUUUCUUGUUAUUGGAAUGUUUUGUUAUGUUCUUGUUGGUUUAAAUGAUUGGAAAUUGAAUGUUCAUUGUUUUCAAUUGUCGAAAUUUGGAGUAGCUUUGAUAGGAAUUUGUUACAUUUGGAUGGGAGUAUGUAGUACAUUUGGUCUAUUAGCUUGGAUUGGAAUGAAGAUUCAACUUGUGACACUAUUACUCAUGCCAUUUAUAACAUUUAUCAUUGAAAUUGAAAAUGUGUUUCUACUUGAUCAUACAAUUCAAAUCAAAGAACGAGAACUUGAAAUUCAAGACUCGUCAAUAUUUCAUCAUAUUGAAGAAAAUGAUUUUGGAAUUCAUGAAGUGACAUGUGUCAUAUCAUGUGAAGCUUUAGGUUUAAUUGGACCAAGUUUUAUGGUCUCACGUCUCUUUCAAUGUUGUAUCAUGCUUGCUUUUAUCUCUUCAACCAUGCCAGCAAUACAAUGGUUAGCUAUAACAAUGUUAUUGGCUCUCAUCUCGACAUUUACUUUAAAAUUGACUUUUUUUCUCGCUUUUCUUGUUCUUUUCAAACGUCAAGGAUUUCGUACACAUCAACAUGAUUCGAAUGUUCAUUCAAGUUCAAAGAUGUUUCAAAAGUAUGUGAAGAAGUACGUAACUUUUCUUCUUCUUCGACGUAUUAAAUUAUUGGUACUUGUUAUAUUUACAAUAUUCACAAUAAUUGCAAUCAUUACAAUAUCAUGGUUACAUUGUGGAAUUUCACGCAAUUCUUUUCAUUUGUCAACUUCGUAUUUGACAAAAUUUCAUCAAAUAAAUGACAAAUUUUGGCCAAGAAAAGAAGAAACAAAGUUAAUAAUUGUGGAAACUGGUUAUGGUAUGAAUCAAGUGAAUGGAUUUCAAAAUUUAGCAAAUGAUGUGACAAUUCAACGUCAUUUUUGUACUUCGCAAUUUUAUUGCAAUGAAAAUUCCAUUCCAAAUCUUUUAAAUGCACUCAUUCAAUCAAAUUCAAGUUUCAUUUCAUUUUUUCCAAAAAAUUCAAUUGUCACAUCUUGGCUUGAUGAAUUUUGGGAAUUUUUAAAUCCGGAAAGCGAAUGUUGUCGUAUUGAUCCACAAAAUCAGCUCAUUGUACCAAAUCGUACCAUCAAGUCAGAACGUACCAUCUCAUCAUGUUCAAUCAAUUCAACUCAAGUACCAGAAAAUUCGUUCAUGUCAUUAUUUCGAAUGUUUCUCAAUACAAAAGCUGAACCACAAUGUACCUAUGCUGGUGGAACACAGUACCAUCAUCAAUUUAGUAUUGAUAACAAACCUCUUGUCGACAUUUCUAACGUUUCUAUUAGAUUAAAUGAGAAAACUUAUGGCACUGACCUUACAGCAUUUGCUUACAAGAUUCCAAACAUCAUUUUAACAAAUCAAGAUGCUGUAGUAGCGUAUGAUCAAACUCAAGAUCUUGCUCAAUGGAUCAGUAAAGAAUCAGAGAUUGAUGUAUGGAUCUACUCCCCAAAUUCUGUCUAUUUCAGUCAAUUUCACUCGUUUCAUCGUUCAAUUUCUAUGAUUUUUGGUAUUGGAAUACUAUCAGUUUUUGGAUUACAAUUACUAACCCUUGGAAUUUAUGGAAUUGCUGUUACUUUUAUUGUAUUUCUUACUAUAAUUCAAGUUACUGCUGUCUUGGUACCAAUGAACAUUCCCCUCAAUUCACUUUCAAUCUUCAGUCUCGCAAUUGUCGCAAUGUUUUCAUUCAAUUUUUCGACUCAUUUUCUUCGUCUCUUUCUCAAAACUCGAACUGUUAGAAAUCCUUCAAUUUCUAUUCCAUCACCAGAUUUUUGUAUCAAGAUCAUUUUAACAAACUUAUUGGCUUUAUGGACACUUGGUGGAUUGAUUUUUCAACUUCUUGUUAUCAUUGCACUUCUAUUUGGAAAUGCACCUUUGUUUCUUGUAUCGAUCUUACGAAUUCUUCUCGUUGGUUUAAUGAUCUCAUGGUUAAAUGGAAUUAUUCUCUUACCUGUAAGUCUCAGUAUUGUUGUUAAUGCUAUUGAAAAGGUCAAGGAAGAGACUCCAACGUCAUGGUACCACAGUGGACCACUUUCUAACAUGUAA